AUGAAGUGUGUCAAUUUGGCGCUGGCCUUUCUUGCUCUAGGAGCAAGUGCCGAGGUUUUGAAGAUUAACAAAAACUCCCGCCAGGAAUGCUCGGGUAUCUACAACAAAGAGGACUGGGGAGGAAAGCACGACGUUUACAUCGAGUUCACCCCCGAAAAACUAGACACAGACGACUGGCUGGCGUUCGCCAUCUUCGAGUACCGAGAUGUCGACAAGAUGGGCUCCGACAUCCCCGGCGACACAGGUAUCAAGAAGUACGUUUGUGACCAGCAAGCCAUCGACUCGAACCUGUGUACCAAGGAACAGGAGGGUACAUAUAUUAUCCCCAAGGAGGGAGAGGUGGAGACAUACGCCAAGAUCGAGACGCAUCGGGUAAACCUGCGAGAACCAGAGACCUACAGAUACGACGUGUCCAAAACUGGCUACUACUGUAUCGCCACCUUCUCGAACGACGACAAUUACAAGGGUAAGAUUUUCAUUCAGAGCGCAUACGGAUACCUCCCUGGCAGUCAGAUCCCCAAGCACCCCUUCUACGGCAUUCUGUCAAUCUGUUACCUGGUGGCCUUUCUGCUGUGGAUGUUCUCCUACUGGCAACACAGACAGGACGUUUUGCCUGUCCAGAACUACAUCACCGGUAUCUUUGGUUUCCUGGUGGUUGAGGUUAUGUUUGUGUGGUCUUAUUACGACAUUGUCAACGAGACCGGAGACUCUCCCGGCUCCAAGGCCUUCCUGGUCAUUGUCUCGAUUCUCAAUUCGAUGCGAAAUGCCUUCACCUUCUUCCUGCUGCUCAUUGUCUGUCUUGGAUACGGUGUUGUCAAGCCCACUCUGGGCAAUCUCAUGUGGAAGUGCCAGGCUCUGGGAGGCAUUCAUUUCGUCUUCACCCUCAUCUUUACCAUUGCCCUGUAUCUGAUGGACCCCGUGGAUGCGUCCAACGUGAUUCUGUUCCUCAUCAUCCCCCUGUCCAUCACUCUGACCACUUUCUACAUUUGGAUUCUGUCUUCUCUAACCGCCACCACAAAGUAUCUGGUGGAGCGAAAGCAGCACGUCAAGGCGCAGAUGUACCGAAACUUGUGGUGGAUUCUGCUUGGUUCCGUCAUUGUCAUCUGCGGCUUCUUCUUCUUCAAUGCUCUGAUCAUGACCUCCGGCUCCAUGACCGACACUAUUGUUUCCGAGUGGAAAUACCGAUGGUUCCUAUUUGACGGCUGGGUGAACGUCAUCUACUUCAUUGACUUUUUGCUCAUUGCCUUUAUCUGGCGACCCACCGCCAACAACAAGCGGUUUGCCAUGUCCACUGAGCUGGCCCAGGAUGAGAACGACGCCCAGGAGUUCGAGAUUGGAUCUCUGGCCGGCUCCGACGACGAAGACGACGACGAGGAGCGAAACGUCGGCGGCAUCCCCCAGGAAAACCCUUUUGGAGACCAUAACCGAACAUCCAUUGACUCCAUGCCCGAUGAUGUGGAUCUCACCCGAUCCGACACCAAGGCCACUCUAUCGGGAGUGUACCAGAAGAAGGACAAGGAGGGAGCCUCCAGCUCGAAAUCGCCCGAGAUUGAGGCUACAGAUGAUGCCACUCUGUUUGCUCUAGACGACGAGGAUGAGGACGAUCAGCAGGGUGAGUCGUCGCGAAAGAAGAAGGGCAAGGGAGGAGAAGAGGAGGAGGGACUUCUUGGUUAG
Messenger RNA from Yarrowia lipolytica CLIB122, 1674 nucleotides. RefSeq lists its product as uncharacterized. The record is from RefSeq and is a predicted model, not a curated record. Gene Ontology annotation, cellular component: Golgi apparatus; membrane. NCBI's taxonomy places the organism in Eukaryota, Fungi, Ascomycota, Dipodascomycetes, Dipodascales. Gene Ontology annotation, biological process: retrograde transport, endosome to Golgi.